CACAGUAACCCUUCACAGAGUUCGCCCGCUGCCAUGUGACGGUAGGACAGAAGCCCCCCACCCCGUCACUCUCCCUGUUUAUAUAUAUAAUAUAUAUAUGUAUGAGUUAGGUGACAGAAACCCCGGAGAAGCCGAGUCGGCGCUCACGGUGAAUUAGCGCCGGUUUUCUUGAGAGUUUUGCUUUGCCGGGGGAUCAGUAUUCUUCGCUCUCUCGGUCCGAACCAAGUGACCGAGCUUCGAUGAUUAUAGUGCGGGAGCCGCUCUCCUGACUGGACUUUCUCGGAUACUGUAAAGGAUCUAUUUAAAUGCAUCUGAAACACACCGUGCUCCUCCCCUGUUAAAGCAUCUUCAUUAUUUCAGGGGAUAAACUUUUUUUUUCUGUGCGAUAGACAGAGGAAUUACUGCGCUGUUUCAGGAACCAGGACGGUGAAGCAAUGAUCGCCAAUGAAACGUACGCUUCCGACCGCGGGCUGUCGGGUAGCCCCAGCCCGCAGUGGAUGCUGGCUGUCACUUUGUUUGCCCUGCUCGGGCUGCACGCCUGGAAGUGGUUGCAACACAGCGACCCCAAGGGUCCGCCCGGCCCUUUCCCCUGGCCCCUGAUCGGCAACGCGGCUCAGAUCGGCCAGGUGCCCCACCUCAGCUUCUGCAGAAUGGCCGAGAAGUACGGCAGCGUGUUCCGCCUGAAGCUGGGCAGCCACACCGUGGUGGUGCUGAACGGCGAGGAGUCGAUCCGCCAGGCGCUGGUGAGACAAGGCGCCGAUUUCUCGGGCAGACCGGACUUCAGCUCGUUCGCUGUGGUGUCCGGGGGCCGGAGCCUGGCUUUCCGCAGCCACGGCGACUUGUGGCGGCUGCACCGUAAGGUCGCUCACUCCACGGUGAGGGCUUUCUCCACCAGCAACCUGGAGACCAAGAAAGUAUUUGAGCAACAUGUGGUGUGCGAGAUGCAGCAGCUGAUCAGUGUGUUCAUGGACAGGGGCCCCCUCGGCCAUUACUUUGACCCGUGGCCCAACCUGGUGGUGGCCGUGGCCAAUGUGAUGAGUGCAGUGUGCUUCGGCAAGAGGUACAGCCACGAUGACCAGGAGUUCACCUCGUUACUCGCCAAGAACGACCGCUUCGGCCAGACAGUGGGAGCCGGCAGCCUGGUCGACAUCAUACCCUGGCUCCAGUACUUCCCCAACCCGGUACGCAGCAUCUACCAGGACUUCGAGCAGCUCAACCGGGACUUCUACCUGUUUGUCCAGGACAAGGCUCGGCAACACCGCCUAGAUUUCCGCCCAGGCCGGGUCCGGGAUAUGAUGGACGCCUUCAUCCACACCAUCGAGCACGGCCGUGUAGCCAGCGACACCGGCCUGAUCCUCAGCCCCGACUACGCGGAUUCAACCGUCACGGAUAUCUUCGGGGCCAGUCAGGACACGCUAUCCACCGCCCUGCACUGGAUCACCCUAUACCUGGUGUGGCAGCCCCAGGUCCAGGCCAAGAUCCACGAGGAGCUAGACCGUGUGGUGGGCAGGCAGCGUAUCCCCAGCAUCGAGGACCAGCCCCGCAUGCCCUACCUGAUGGCGUUCCUGUACGAGACCCUGCGCUUCAGCAGCUUCGUGUCUCUCACCAUCCCGCACGCCACCACCCGACCAACGCUGCUCUCGGGUUACCGCAUCGACAAGGGCACCGUGGUCUUCAUCAACCAGUGGUCAGUUAACCAUGACCCACACAAGUGGCAUCAGCCCGAAGUCUUUGACCCUUGCAGGUUCCUCACCGAGGCGGGCACCUUCAAUAAGGACCUGGCCAGCCAAGUGAUGAUCUUCUCGCUGGGCAGAAGGAGGUGCAUCGGGGACGAGCUGGCCAAAAUGCAGCUCUUCCUCAGCACCUCCCUCCUGAUGCACCAGUGCACCUUCAGGGCCAACCCCAAAGAGGAGCUCACUCUGGACUUCACCUACGGCUUAUCCUUAAAACCCAAACCUUUCACCAUCGGCGUGACUCUGCGUGACACAAUGGAGCCUUUGAAUGAGGCAGUGCGGAGAAUCCAACAGGCCGACAACAAUCAAUAACUUAUGGGAUAUUAUCCGGCUCUUGCCGAUUCAGAGCGGGAAUACUAUGGGGUUACAUUUCACGUGGUUGCGCUGGUCGAAACUUUCUGCUGUUGUCUUUAACCCACUCGAGUUAUGCUGUGAACAAUUGUUGUAUGGUAAUAAUGGGAGCAAAGGUAACCAGACCGGAAAAGGUUCCUGGGGUGAAGCAUGUCUUCGUGUGUACUUGCAUUCGCACUCUUUGGGCAGCGGGAAGUGAGGGGUUCUCUUUAUAAACUGCGUUUUGUAAAGAUAGGUCCAACCUUGACAGUGCUAGUGAGCAAAGUGAUAUAGAUUUAACACAGCUAGAAUCGCUAGGAGCCGACUCGAUGGAUCAGACGUCUGCUCCCACAUCCUUCCAGCCUUAUAGUUGGCACCCUUCGAAAUAAAACACGUUUUGUUUUGAAGGGUAAUAGUUUGCAUUUGGCCACACUUGAUUCUGAAGUCUUGUUUUCCUCAGUCAGACCUUAAUACAAUGAACAGUCCCUGAAGUUGCUUUAGGUGCAGAGAAGGAGUUGGCAGUAUUGAAGGUUUGCUGACGUAUCAGUCACCGCAAAUCCGACACUAAUUCACUGCGAGAACAAAACUAAAACCUUUGAGCUCGUUGCAAACACGCCGACUCCAGGCACCACCAUUUCAGUAGUGUCCGCCCUGCCACUUGCGGAUUUUCAAUCUUCUGAUGAUUUGACAUAAUGGUUCUCAAUCCUCAUUUCCUGGCAAAGAGUUGUCCUGUAUCGGAACUUUGACAGAAACCAUCCCCUACGUCCCUCCUCCAUCCUAACCCCACGUUUCCUUCUCAAUCUGCAAACUGUCAAACGGGGAGGAACCAGUGACAGAAACUAACCCCGAUGGAAGUACCUUAUUAUGACCAACUCCGUCGCGUUUCAUGUACAAACAGGAUUUACUUCGAAAUUAAUAGAUUAUCUGGGAUUGGAGAUAUGUGAACAGACCUAAGAAAUAUUGCACCGCCACUUUACUGUCAUCCAAUUCUCUGUUCUUGUUUUGCCACUGGAAACAAAAGUAGUCUUCAUAUUUAUUCACAUGUCCAGUGUUAUCAUUUUAAAGCAGAAUGCAUUAUUCCUCGUUCCCUAGAGAUGUGACAAGUUAGCCUAAAUCAUGUGCAUAUAGUGUGUGGGUUUGUUGCAGUGACAGACGGGCUCGCCCACGCGCAGUGAGACACAACAUUGCGACCAAAGUUUCUCAAUGUUCAGGACAGGCAGUCGGAAAUGAAAGGGAACUAACCUUGGCAAAGACUGUAGGUUGUGUCAUUUGGCCAGUCUCAAGUGAAAGGCGAGAUUGUUUCACAGUUUGCGCACAUUGAAUCGUCGAUUUAAGGCCAAGCAGAGAAUUUAAGCGCAAUUAAUUCAAUGUUCCCAUCUGACCCUUAGUUUGUUUGCAACAUUUUAAGCGGCGACACCAUUGCACUUAGCCAAAAUCAUAACUGCUUUUCACCCUUUCUGUAAAUAGGCAUUCAUUGAGAGUUUAUGAUAUAGGCCUUCAUUUUUUAAUCAAGAUUUUAAAAAUAGAUUUCAAUGCUUCUCCAGGUAGACUCAGUUAUCGAUUUUUAAAAAUCAACUUGUUCACACUUCUGGAGCAGGUGGGACUUAAACCCAAGUUUCUUGGCUCUGAAGCAGAGACACUACCACUAAAUCAGAACAGCACAUGAAUGUAACAUUUAUACUGACGUAAAGUAUCUUACAGAGUCAAUUGCUAUAUAUCUGAUGCCACCAUCUGAUCCACAACAUUUACUAAGACCUUACUUUGUUCUUUACUAAGAUCUUCCAGUUUUAACAUUUGAUUAAGGCAGAAUCUAGUGUAAAACUGAUCUUUGUGGAAGAUGACUGAUCCAAGUUGCAUAUCUUGCUCUGUGAUGAUUGCUAAAGAAGAGGUGUGAGCAUUAGUCUCUGUAUGGCUGGGCUGGGGAAAGGGAAAAACAAUAAAUUAGUGCUUUACCUCCUGAUCACUAUCUACUGACUUGCUGAAGCACUAAUGUGUAUGGAUAUUGGGAGACAAGAAAAUGCGGUUGGUCUAUAAUGCCCUCCAUUGGUAAAAAAAGCCUCAAUUGAAAGGACCCUCUCAUACAAAUUACCACUUGGGUGAAGUACUGUAAGGCCAUUUCCCUAUGAAUUCAUACUCCAGCAAUAAGCAAAGCCUUUAGAGGGAAAAAAAUAAACUGAUAACACUAAUGAUGGAAUAAAAAUGUACUGGAGAAGGGUGCUGAGUUUGAAUUCAUCUUAAAAUAGAACAUUGGAAAGUUUUUGUUCCAGGGAAUGCUUGAAUACAAAGGUAUGUUAUGCAGAUAACUACCUAAAGUGCAUAAGUCAUCUUUUCCCAUUAAACAUUUUCAUAUUUACUUUGGGUAUAAUCCAUUCAAUAAAACAAAAUAAACACUCUUUUUAGGAAACAGUAGAUGUACAGAUUACUACCAUUGGUGUACCAGUUUAACCACUUCCUCCAUCGUCUCUGAAAAGACAAUAUCUUUUGAAAUUAAUGGAUUCUAAUACAUAUUGAUUUGGUUCUGAGAAAACUGGACUGGAUAUGGAUUUAAAUGUUAGCUGCAGAUGAACCUUUGGGUUGUCAGUAGAUUUCAUCAUAGCAAUUGUAAAGUGUUUCCUAGCUGUUAGUGUUCCAAUCCUUUACAACUAACUGUCUGAGAUUGGACCAAUUGUAUGUCAUACUGAUGAGAUUGCUGAAAAUUAAAAUAACAACAUCUAGAAGAAAUAUCCUCACCAUGUAAGUAAAUCUUGUACAUUGUUAUCUCCAUCCUGCACGGCACUACAGUUGGCCACACAACAAAGCUUAUUUUGAAUAUGAAUAUUUAAAUAAAUACAAUCAGGAAGGCUAAAACUAAAUAUUGGUUCCAAAAUAAUUGUUGACAUCUCAAACUGUGCAUCUUCCUUACUGCAGUAGGUCAAACAACCAACACAAUAUAACGGUAAAUUCAUUUCCUUGGCAGAAUUUUGCAAAAUUAUCUAAGUUGCAGAAGUGAGGAGGUAAUUUUCAUUUUUUUGGGAAAUCUCUAAAUUGUCUUUGAUGAUUUAAGUUUCUCUAUCAGAAGUCACCCUGUCAUUCAUUGUAUUUUAUGAUCAAAUCAGCACUGUUGGAAAAAACAGAGAGUUCAAGUAUUAAUAAGUUGAUGCAAUCUUUCCCACAGCAGCAAGAGCUGUUAUGUUCAACAAUUUGGGGAACAAUGUUGAGUGCUAAGGAAUAUU
Messenger RNA from Rhincodon typus (whale shark), 5275 nucleotides. It is a transcript of the gene cyp1b1, whose product is annotated as cytochrome P450 1B1. The coding region runs from base 435 to 2045 and encodes 536 amino acids. The record is from RefSeq and is a predicted model, not a curated record. Gene Ontology annotation, molecular function: heme binding; oxidoreductase activity, acting on paired donors, with incorporation or reduction of molecular oxygen; iron ion binding. Lineage: Eukaryota; Metazoa; Chordata; Chondrichthyes; Orectolobiformes; Rhincodontidae. The transcript has a single exon.